GUUGUUCCAGGAUUUCCAUUGGUAUACCAUCUCCAGCUAUUGUUCCUAAUCACCGAUUCACUGCGAGUUCAUAUUAUGAUAUCCGCUAUAUACCAAUUAAUGCCCGGCUACGGAUUAAUAAAGCCUGGGAACCUGCAAAGGGCAAACAAUCUGGUUCUUGGCUGCACAUAGAUCUUGGUUCUGUGGUGUUUAUUUGUGCUGUUGCAACACAAGGGAGUGGCUUUCCUCCUAAUGAAUACGUCAAGAAAUACAAGCUCAGGACGUCAAGUGAUAAUAUUAAUUGGAAAUAUUACCAGGAAAAUAAUGUAGACAAGAUAUUUACAGGAAACACAGACAGAACGACUAUCGAAACAAACACUCUGGCAAUUCCAACUAAGGCUAAGUUUAUAAGAUUUUACCCUGUGGCCUGGAAUGAUUAUGCAGCGAUAAGGGUUGACGUAUAUGGUGUACCGUUAGUAUGCAGAAAACCAUUUGGUCUUGAAAAGGGUGGCAACUUGGGGAAUAUCAAGAUAACAUCAUCUUCUAAAGCAGACAAUUCCCAUGAUGCAUCUGAUGGACGUCUCUAUGGUAAUACAUCAUGGUGCAGUAGGACAUCAUCAAACUCAGAGUACAUACAGAUUGACUUUGUGAAGAUGGUUACACUGACUGGUAUAGCUACACAGGGUUACCACACCAUGGAUAAAUGGGUCAAGACUUACAUCAUCAAAUACAGUAUCGAUGGAAUCCAAUGGAAUUAUCACCGAGAAGGCGGAAAUAGUGUCAAGAUCUUUCAAGGAAACAGUGACAGAAGUAGUAUUGCAGUCCGAUGGUUAAGUCAUCCACUCACAGUAAGAUAUAUCAAAGUGCAUCCCCAGACCUGGAAUACUGCAGUAUGUAUGAGAAUUGAAGUCUUUGGAUGCAAGUCUCCUUCUGCUCCAGAGAUAACCAAAUUGACAAAUCGAAACCUUACAGCAUCAAUUGGUAGCUAUGUCGAGUUGACGUGCCAGGUAAAGGAACCAUUAAUCCAGCACAUUCAAUGGUAUUCUAAUGGUACUGAUGUAACCAGUCUUUCUGGUGGUAUAACGCGGGAUGUUACCUCUGUCAAGUCUGUGCUACGAGUAAACUAUACCAAUGCUAUUGAUGUAACCAGGAAAUACCA
Messenger RNA from Exaiptasia diaphana, 1138 nucleotides. RefSeq names its product coagulation factor VIII. The transcript has 5 exons. The annotation marks the transcript as partial. The record is from RefSeq and is a predicted model, not a curated record. Lineage: Eukaryota; Metazoa; Cnidaria; Anthozoa; Actiniaria; Aiptasiidae.